AUGGGCAGCAAGCUUGUCGCUUUCCCUUAUUCCAUCCAACAAAGACUUGCAACGGAGGCGGAACCGACGUGGGAAUGGGAGGCGGUCGGGGGAAGUGCAGGCAGAGAUCGAGGGAAGGACCGAAUGGGCGACGAAGAAGGGGACGGGAAGAGAGGCUCUGCCAGAGGGAGCUGCGGGAACACAAGAGCCCGGCGCUCGACAGUCGUAGAGGAGGAAGGGGAGAUGAGACGAAGUGAGGUUGGUUGGUCAAGGUUAGGUCAGGUUAGGUCAGGUUGGGUCAGGGAAGGGGAGGAAAUGGCGGAGAAUGAGAGACCCAGGGGAUGGAGGUUCAUCACCAGAGUGGAUUCUGGGAUGGGAGAUGGAGAUGGUCAGUGGUUAAGUGAGAACCCGCGCCAGCACCGUCCACUUUGGAGUCGGGCAAAUGAUAACGCGCAGAAAUGGGCAGGGGAGCUCCAAUUUCACCAACCACCUCUUUAG
Molecule: messenger RNA, 477 nt
Organism: Aspergillus niger
Lineage: Eukaryota; Fungi; Ascomycota; Eurotiomycetes; Eurotiales; Aspergillaceae
Exons: 4
Coding region: 1-477 (158 amino acids)
Source: RefSeq, a predicted model, not a curated record